Varanus komodoensis (Komodo dragon) is the source of this 2479-nucleotide messenger RNA. RefSeq names its product RNA binding motif protein 41 (gene RBM41). The record is from RefSeq and is a predicted model, not a curated record. Gene Ontology annotation, cellular component: U12-type spliceosomal complex. The transcript is spliced from 7 exons. Gene Ontology annotation, molecular function: pre-mRNA intronic binding; U12 snRNA binding. Lineage: Eukaryota; Metazoa; Chordata; Lepidosauria; Squamata; Varanidae. Gene Ontology annotation, biological process: mRNA splicing, via spliceosome. The coding region runs from base 238 to 1404 and encodes 388 amino acids.
AUGUUUCAGCCUCACGUUUUUGCCCCAGAAAUGCCUGCAUGUCCCGAAAGCAAAGGAGCAGUCCAGGCAACGCCAGACAGGCAGGCGGGUCUACGGCACUCCUAGCCAGCUACGGGGGGGAUGUCGGGCACCUCGUGCUGGCCUGAUGUCUAAACUUGCAUAGGACUGCGUCCUUAGGGGCCGUGGCGUGAGUGCCAGAGGACGCGGAAGGGAUUUCCUUUUCAAGUCGCAGGGCAGAUGGGCUCAGUGUAUGGCGCAGCUGGGGGGCCACUGUGGGCCAGCCACUCCAGGGUCAGCAGCAGCCUCAGCGCAGAUGAUCUGCUCCUGGAGGAUCUGGAGACCGAAGGGGAGAGGCAGCUCAAGAGCCUCCUGCACCAUCAGCUUGACACAUCCGUCUCCAUUGAGCAAUGUGUGUCCAAGCGCCGCUGCUUUGCCCCUGCCACCGUGUACAAGCCCUUUGGGGAAGAGGCUGCUGGUGCUCGCAGCUUGCCUCAGUUCCAGGCGCUGCAGGAGAGCAGCAAGGAGAUGGCUGCCCUCCGGGAUCUGGGCCUCACAGACGCCGAGAUCCACCUCUGGAGGAGCCGUGCCAUGCCAGAGAAGAGCUCGGGCCUUGGCGCAGCCCCCGAAGCGACUCAAGACAGGAUCCAGGUCAUACGGGAGAAGAUUGCCGAGCGCCAGCGCAUCCUUGCCUUGCCGCAGCGUUUUGCGGGCAGCAAGCAGCUGAGCCGUCGUGAAAUGGAGAUAGAGAAUGCACUCUUCCAGGGCACAGAUCGCCACUCCUUCCUCAGGAUGCUUUAUCACCGGGAUGAGACCAGGCUGAGCACUGCCCACGAGACGGGCCCAGUGGCUCAGCUGGAGACUGUGUACCAAGACCUGCUGAGCCAAGAGAUGCCGGAGUCCCGCCAUCCACACGACCAUGGCUUUUGCCCCUCCACCCGGGGGGGCGGGAGCAGCUCGCCGGCAGCUCAGAACCCAGCCCAGCCGCCCGCCUUGGGGCCUGUGAUGGUGACAGAGCCUGUGGAAUUUGUCCCAGAAGAGGAGAUCUGCAAGAACCGCCUCUCGGAGGAGGAAAUCCGCAGGAUCCCCAGGUUUUCCUCCUACAGCCCCGGAGAGCCAAGUCAGGUGCUGUACCUGAAGAACCUCAGCUGCCACGUGACGGUGCGAGACCUGCUCUCCUUGUUUGCCAGGUUCCAGGAGUGCGGUGGCCCGCAGAUCCGCUUCCGCUUGCUGAGUGGGCGCAUGCGGGGCCAAGCCUUCCUGACGUUCCCCAGUAUCGCAACGGCUCGGGCGGCCCUGGAACUGGCAAACGGGUUCCUCCUGAUGGGGAAACCUCUUGUGAUCGAGUUCGGGAGGAGCAAGCAGCCGGCUGGCGGUGCUGAAGCAGACCCUGCCCUGCUUCUGUGAUCUCCACUGCACUCCAGGGAGCAGCCGGCCCGUAGCAGCAGGCGCGGUUCAGCGGGCGCCCCCUGGCUGGUGGGAGCCGGGCGCAGAGUGGCAGGCUGCGAGUUCGGGUCAGAGAGAGCCACAGGGUGGCUUUGUGAGGCAGACCCCCGGGAGGGGGAACGGCCCCUGCUGGGAAGGCUGUUUCAGCCCUUCCACGAGAGGAGGCUGGGGACAGCCCAGGGCGCCCCCUCCUGUGGAGGCCCAGGGCUGCUCAUCCUGCUUGUGCCGUGGGCGGCUGCAGAAGGGGCCCUGCGGCCCUGGCCUGCCCGGCUGGUCACCCCGCUCCCCUUGAGAGCAGUUUGUUCAUCAAGCAGAGGCUCUGUCAGUGUCUUGAGUCAGUGUCUUUCCCAAAGACCCCACAUUUCCUUGCUGCAGAUACGGGCAGUUCCCCUUUGCGGCGCUAACGCCCCAGUCCUGCUUUGGAGGCAGCCCGUCCAGACCCCUGUGCAGGGGGAGCUGCCGCACCUGCCCCUCCUCUGGGCAGUGCCUCGUGCCGCCAGCCCGGCCCUCCUGCCACAGACUCUUCUCACUCCAGAGGAGCCGUUUCACGGUGCCUGAUGGAUGUCCACGGAGCCCUUUUCGUCCUGUUGCCUGCAGCUGGGGCGCCUCCCCCGGGGCACAGGGCUCUAGCUCAGGGGGUCCGUUUUGAGUGGAAUAUGCGGGAAAUGUCAACAUGGACUGGACUGAGGCUGCUUUCAGGACACCUUCACUGCAUAGGAGGGAACCAAACAGGGAAACUGGCUGGGAGGGUGCUUUUCUGCGCUUUUUCACUCCACAGAUUUUUCAUUUUGCCUCUUCCUAGGUGAGGCUCAAGGGUUUGGGCAGAUAAACUCUCCUGCUGGUUCAGGGUGAAACUGGGCAGAGGCUUGGGGCCCCUGCACCAGGGCUUGCACAGCGUGAUAUGGGAAGGGUGGUUUGCUGGGUUCCUGGCGUGGCCACAGCUGAAACCUUCCUUUGCAAUGGGGCUGGUUCUGCGUGGCGAGAAUAAAAUGUUCCCCUCUAGGUGGCUUGGAGCAGUUUGAGGGGCUUCUCAUGA